This is a messenger RNA of Talpa occidentalis (Iberian mole), 2165 nucleotides long. RefSeq names its product family with sequence similarity 76 member A (gene FAM76A). Bases 185 to 1186 code for a protein of 333 amino acids. The record is from RefSeq and is a predicted model, not a curated record. The transcript has 10 exons. NCBI's taxonomy places the organism in Eukaryota, Metazoa, Chordata, Mammalia, Eulipotyphla, Talpidae.
GUUCUCUCUUUCCUGUUAAAUGCUUCGUCCUGUUUUGUCUUAUUUAAAUGAAUAGUGGUGCUGUGAGGCGACAGUUAAGUCAGGCCAGCUGGAGAGUGACGUUGAGAUAUCCCCAGAUAAUCCAGAGCUUGUUCUUUGAUACGGAUAACUCAUAAUUGUAUAUAUCACCAUUUCCUCAAAUGGCAUGCCUUUGUCACUCUUUGUUUACCAGGAAUGUCGGAUUGCUCACCCGGUGGUGAAGUGCACCUACUGUAGGACUGAGUACCAGCAGGAGAGUAAAACCAAUACAAUAUGCAAGAAAUGUGCUCAAAAUGUGCAGUUGUAUGGAACACCCAAACCUUGUCAGUAUUGCAACAUAAUUGCAGCAUUUAUUGGCAACAAAUGUCAGCGCUGCACAAAUUCAGAGAAGAAGUAUGGACCACCAUAUUCUUGUGAACAGUGCAAGCAGCAGUGUGCAUUUGACAGGAAAGAUGACAGAAAGAAGGUAGAUGGGAAAUUGCUGUGCUGGUUGUGCACACUUUCAUAUAAACGGGUCCUCCAGAAGACCAAAGAGCAGAGGAAACACCUGAGCAGCUCUUCCCGCGCCAGCCAUCAGGAGAAGGAGCAGUACAGUCGACUGAGUGGUGGCAGCCAUUAUAACAGCCAGAAGACACUUUCUACGUCUUCAAUUCAAAAUGAAAUCCCAAAGAAAAAAUCCAAGUUUGAGUCAAUCACAACCAAUGGAGACAGCGAUGCUUCCUCUUACGAGCUGCUUUGUCCUAAUAUCCAGAGUGCCCCAUCCGUGUUGGUGCAGUGGGCUGCUUCCCAACAGAGUCUUGGGGCCAACCAUUUUCCUGUUCCUCCAGGCCCGGGCAUCCUGAACUUUUCCCCAGACCUGGCUCUGGACUCACCAGGCACUGACCACUUUGUCAUCAUUGCCCAGCUGAAGGAAGAAGUAGCUACUCUGAAGAAGAUGCUUCAUCAAAAGGAUCAAAUGAUUUUAGAGAAAGAGAAGAAGAUCACAGAGUUGAAGGCUGAUUUCCAGUACCAAGAAUCUCAAAUGAGAGCCAAAAUGAAUCAGAUGGAGAAAACCCACAAAGAAGUAACAGAACAAUUGCAGGCCAAAAACCGAGAGCUCCUAAAGCAGGCAGCUGCCUUGUCCAAGAGUAAGAAGUCUGAGAAGUCAGGAGCUAUAACCUCUCCGUGAGAGACCACAAGGAGGCUCCCAGCUACAGCAGAUGGAUUCCUGAGUUAGGGUUGUCAACCUUGCUGUUUUCUGGGACUUGCAAACUUUCUUAAGAAAUCUCUAUUUUACUACAUUUCUCCUUUGUGUGAUUGCAGUGGGCUGAAUGGAAACACCUGGUUUGUGCUGUGUUAUGUACGACUGCAUGCUCGAAUGUGUGGGGCUUCAGUCUCUCUCCUUUCUCUUUCCUCCGCGCCCUCCCCCCCUUCACAGUACUACUUUCUCUUGUUACUUUUUUGUUGUUUUUUUUUUUUUCAAUGUGGUGGUCACUGCUCAGUGCUAUGUGCAGAAAGAUUUUUGUGUGUCCAUCAUUGCAUCCUGCCAUACCCAUGAGCAAAUCAUUUGGCAUUAAUUACAUAUCACUGCCACCCUCUGAACUUUGAAAACUGCCACCUUAAGACUUGGUACAAUGGAGGAGACUUUGUCUCUCCAAUAAACCUUUUGCUUCAGGGUAUACUCUUGGGUUUUUUUCCAGGUAUAUUAUGUAUGAACUUUGUACUAUGUAUAGCCAGAGUUUUUAUUUAUUUAAAAAAAAAAAAAAGAAACUUUUUCUUGAUAAAGGAAUAACGGUAGCCUGGCUUGUUUUUCUUGUAAAAGUGAUGCCUCUUUAAAAAAGUCCUACUGGAGUUUUUAGUAAAAGAAUUAAGAUUUUUCUUUCUUGUUACCUUGGAGUCUUAAAAACUGAUUACUAAGGUGAAACAACUCAGUGCAUAAGUAUGGAGUUAAGUGCCUUUUGGAGGAUUUCUGAGAAGAGCGUUUAAGAUACUAAAGGGAGGUAGCAAAGAUUUGAGCAGUCUGUCUUUUUAAGCAAGGACAGAAAGAAAGGUUGUCCAGGUUGUACUGGACAGUUCCCUCCCCCACCCCUUUCCUGAUUGUUUUAUGUGAUUGAUUUUAAAUUCUCACACUGCCACUUCUUUUUUAAAAAAAUACCCUUUAUUUGCUU